Messenger RNA from Prunus mume (Japanese apricot), 2014 nucleotides. Its product is annotated as laccase-17-like. Gene Ontology annotation, biological process: lignin catabolic process. The record is from RefSeq and is a predicted model, not a curated record. Gene Ontology annotation, molecular function: hydroquinone:oxygen oxidoreductase activity; copper ion binding. Gene Ontology annotation, cellular component: apoplast. Lineage: Eukaryota; Viridiplantae; Streptophyta; Magnoliopsida; Rosales; Rosaceae.
GAGAGAGAAAGAGCAAUGGGUUCUCCUCAGUUUCCUUGUUUCACUUCAAUGGCAGCUUUGCUGUUUAGUUUUUUCAUUGCAGCGUCGUGGAUGCCGGAGUUUGCUGCAGGCAAAACAAGGCACUACACUUUCAAUAUUAAGUACCACAAUGUGACAAGAUUGUGCAACACAAGGAGCAUUCUAAGUGUGAAUGGAAAGUUCCCAGGGCCCAGAUUGGUGGCAAGGGAAGGUGACCAAGUUCUCAUCAAAGUGGUCAACCAUGUUUCCAACAAUAUCACAAUUCACUGGCAUGGGAUUAGGCAACUUCAAACUGGAUGGGCAGAUGGUCCAGCUUACAUUACACAAUGUCCUAUACAGACAGGUCAGGCAUACACAUACAACUUCACCAUCACAGGCCAGAGAGGAACUCUGUUAUGGCAUGCUCACAUCUCAUGGCUGAGAUCUACCCUUCACGGACCGAUCAUCAUUCUCCCGAAGCGCAAUGAGUCUUACCCUUUUGUGAAACCCUACAAGGAGGUCCCCAUUAUUCUUGGAGAGUGGUUUAAUGUGGACCCUGAGGCUGUGAUUAGCCAGGCACUUCAGACAGGAGCGGGGCCUAAUGUUUCAGAUGCAUACACCAUUAAUGGUCUUCCAGGCCCUUUGUACAACUGUUCGUCUCGAGAUGUAUUCAAGCUAAAGGUGGAACCAGGGAAGACAUACCUCCUCAGAUUAAUCAAUGCUGCACUCAACGAUGAGCUAUUCUUCAGCAUAGCCAACCACUCUCUAACAGUGGUUGAAGCUGAUGCUGUCUACACCAAACCUUUUGAAACCGACAUACUUCUCAUCGCCCCAGGCCAAACCACAAACAUCCUCCUCAAAACCAAGCCCACUUCUCCCAAUGCCACCUUCCUCAUCCUCGCACGGCCUUACUUCACCGGUGGAGGCACCCUAGACAACACCACCACCGCUGGAAUCCUCGAAUACAAGCACCCAAACACCACUCAUCACACUUCCAUCAAGGCCCUUCCCCUCUUCAGACCAAGUCUUCCACCCAUCAAUGCCACCAAGUUUGUCAACGUCACCCAAUUUGUCGAUAACUUAGCCAAAAAAUUCCGUAGCUUGGCCACUAAGCAAUUCCCAGCCAACGUCCCGCAAACUGUGGACAGAAGAUUUUUCUUCACUUUAGGACUUGGAACAUCCCCAUGUCCCCAAAACUCAACAUGCCAAGGACCCAAUGGCCUGAAAUUUGCAGCCUCCAUCAACAAUUUCUCUUUUGCUCUGCCAUCAACAGCAAUGCUUCAAGCACAUUUUUCUGGACAGUCCAGUGGAGUUUACACCACAGAUUUUCCCACCAAGCCACUUGUGGCAUUUAAUUAUACAGGAACACCACCAAAUAUCACUAAUGUGAGCAAUGCCACAAGGGCUGUGGUGUUGCCUUUCAACACAAGUGUGGAGCUGGUGCUUCAGGGCACUAGCAUUCUGGGUGCUGAGAGUCACCCUCUCCAUCUACAUGGGUAUAAUUUCUUUAUUGUUGGACGUGGGUUUGGUAACUAUGAUCCAACUAAGGACCCUGCUAAUUUUAAUCUGGUGGAUCCUGCUGAGAGGAACACUGCUGGUGUUCCAGCUGGCGGUUGGAUUGCGAUUCGUUUCUUCGCAGACAAUCCAGGGGUGUGGUUUAUGCACUGUCACUUGGACGUUCACACAAGCUGGGGGCUAAGGAUGGCGUGGAUCGUUCAGGAUGGGCCGCAACCGAAUCAGAAGUUACCACCACCGCCGUCCGAUCUUCCGAAGUGUUGAGUUUGACUGACCAUGUGUCCGGAUUUCCCUCUUCUUCUUUUUUUCCCUCAUGUUGAGUGAUCUUGUAUUGAAUUUUCCUCUUUUAAUGCCUUUAACUUAUAACUACGUAUGAUGAUUAAUGAUCAUAUUCUUUUCCUACAUCCAUGAUCGAGUCAUCAAAAUAAUAUCCGCGGAUUUUCUCUUUCUCUGUUAAUAUAUCUCAUGGUGUAAUAUUCAAUAUUUAAUGACAUUUUUUUUC